AUGCAUCCAGCUUGGUCAAUUAUAACAAAAAUAUUUGUGGCAUUAGGAUGCAAAGUCUCUAUACUAGUCGGUUUUUAUGGUACAAGACUUAUUGGACAUAUGUGGCAUUUACAUGAUAUGCCUGGUUUACCAUGUCCUGUUGUUUGUUUUUCUAUGUACACUAUAAUUGUUGAUUUUAUUAUGAAUUAUAGAACUAUGGAUUGUAUUGAUAUAUAA
Messenger RNA from Rotaria sp. Silwood2, 216 nucleotides. Lineage: Eukaryota; Metazoa; Rotifera; Eurotatoria; Philodinida; Philodinidae. The record is from the annotation of a GenBank genome assembly.